This is a messenger RNA of Salvia miltiorrhiza (redroot sage), 3225 nucleotides long. RefSeq lists its product as uncharacterized. The coding region runs from base 1 to 3225 and encodes 1074 amino acids. The transcript is spliced from 4 exons. NCBI's taxonomy places the organism in Eukaryota, Viridiplantae, Streptophyta, Magnoliopsida, Lamiales, Lamiaceae. The record is from RefSeq and is a predicted model, not a curated record.
AUGAUAGCUCUCUAUAUGUGGAAUUCAGUUAUGAAAAUCUACCUGCCUUUUGUACUCGUUGUAAGAUCACAGGGCAUUCUAUCGAGAAAUGUCGAAGAACGAAAGCGGAGGACGGCAGCGGCUGCAUGGCAACCUAAAGAAGUGGUGAAUGAUACACAAUCGGGAGACAACGUAGAUGGCCUGAUUGAAGACCUGGACGUUGGGAAAACGGAUGGCACAACUGAGAAAUAUCCUGAGUCUUUACAGGAGGACCGGAGUGGUAAUUCUGGGCCUGAUAUGCUUGAGAGAAUCUUGGUGGCUGCAAAGGAUAGUGAAGUUAUUCCUACUACGGACCACAUGGAUAAUGAGAUAUCUCACCUGAACUCCUCUUCAGGAGCCCUUAUUGCAGAUGAUCCGGCAACGGAGAUGACGGAAGGGGAACCCUCUUCUUUUCUUAAAGGAGGUACGUUACAGGAGACGGAUUUAAAAGCUUUAGCUCUUGAGAAUGCCGUGAAAAUCCAGAGACUCGAAUCUUUUUUUAAAGAGAUUCCUCAAGGAAAUGCUGCAAAGCGGGGUCGUGGACGACCGCCAGGAAGCGGACGAGGAGGAAGAACUUUACACACUCCGGCAACUGAUUCAAUCAAGAACAGGCUUCGCAAAUCCAUUGACUUGGGUCACAAGAAUCUUCGCUUCAGAGUGGCAAUCAUACAUGGGGCCAAUGAUGCGGUUCUCAGACGGAAACUUUGGGCUGGUCUUCUUAAUUUUACUGAUGGGAACACAGUUUUUAUUGGCGACUUUAACGCGGUGAAAGGAGCUCAUGAGCGAAUUAGUGGGGUGCUUCCUUCUCGAAGUUCUUGUGAGGAUUUUUGUAAAUUCAUUGAUGAUAUGGGUUUCCUGGAACCCUCCACCUCGGGUUUACAAUUUUCUUGGUCGGGCAGAAGGUUCUUCCCCAACCACGUGGAAACGCUCUUGGAUAGAGCUCUUGUCUCUUCGUCUUUCGAUAUUUUAUGGGACUCUGUCAAUACUCACGUGCUGCCGAGACUUACGUCGGAUCAUUCGGCCAUCGUGCUGCAAUGCAAACCUCAUUUGGCACCAGGAAAGCGACCGUUUCGUUUUCAACACAUGUGGGUGGAACAUCCUGGUUUUUCGGAUUUGGUGCGAGCCUCUUGGGGCGUUGCGUCUAACAUACCUUGCCCAAUUUAUAACGUGAUGAUAAAAUUGAAAAGGUUAAAGAGUGCUCUCCGGGAGUGGAAUAAAACUACUUUUGGCUGCUUGGAUGCUAAACUAGCUGAAGCCCAGGAGGAGCUUGCCUCGGUUCAGGCUCGGAUUUCUAGAGAUGGCUACACGGACGCUAGCUUCGAUGAGGAAGUUACUAAGCAAGCUGUCAUAAAUACGAUGCUUACCAGAAAAAACGUCCAGCUACAGCAACAAAGUCGUAUUAAGUGGUUACAAGACGGGGAUAGAAACACGACUUUUUUCCAUAAGGCGCUUCGUCAGAGGAAAUCUGGACUAGUCAUUAGUCAUCUCAACAUUGCGGGUGCCGUGGUGUACGAGCAGUCGGUGAUUGAGCGUCACAUUGUGGAACAUUUUACUACUCUUUUCUCGCAAUGGGCUGCCAGUAGCGUGGAUUUGGUUGAUAUUGAAGCUAAUAUUGAUUUGCAGGUCAAUGAAGAUCAUAAUAGGGGCUUGAUUGAGAUCCCUUAUGAUGAGGAAAUCACGGCGGCAGUCCAUGACAUGGAGGCUAGCAGUGCUCCGGGUCCUGACGGGUUCUCGGGGGUGUUCUUUCAUCGUUGUUGGGACAUCGUUAAAGAGGAUACUAUUAGAGUUGUGCGUUGUUUCUUCCUGAGUUCCUAUCUUCCUAAUGGUUGCAAUGCUAAUACUCUUGUCCUGAUUCCUAAAGUUGAGGCGGUGGCCUCGGUUUUGGAUCUCAGGCUGAUCAUUCUUUCGAAUUUCUUCUUCAAGAUCAUCUCCAAAGUUAUGGCGGUCAGGCUCAACAGAGUUGCUUCUGAUAUUGUCUCCCAGAAUCAAUUUGGCUUUAUCAGCGGUCGGUCUAUCCACGAUUGCAUCAUACUCGGUUCAGAAGGCUUUAACUGCAUGAAUCGCACCAAUUGCAGCGCAAACAUGGCUUGCAAAAUUGAUAUCAAGAAAGCUUUUGACACCAUGAGCUGGGAUUUCAUUCUCAAAGUCUUUCGUGUUUUGGGUUUCCAUGAAAGAUUUAUCCAGUGGCUCUCCAUCAUCUUUAGCUCUGCUAGAAUUUCCAUUUUAUACAAUGGGCAUCUCAGUGGCUACUUUGCUUGCACCAGAGGGGUCAGACAAGGAGAUCCUCUUUCUCCUAUUAUAUUUGGUAUAGCCGAAGACCUGCUUAGUCAUCUGAUCUUGAAUUGUGUUGCUGCGCGACGUCUUACUCCGAUGAGUUUCAGUAGAACGAUGUUAUUUCCUACGCAUCUACUGUACGCAGAUGACAUUCUCAUCUUUUGUAGGGCCUUCAUUCGUAAUGCUAAAACGAUAAAACACAUUCUGGAGUACUAUGGUGAGUUGUCAGGCUGGCCGAAGUCUCUUCUCCAUGAGAUUGAUCGAAAAUGUAGGAACUUUAUUUGGACGGGGAAUACUGAACAAAAACCCUCUUGUUCGGUUAAGUGGAGCAGAUGUUGUACUAUUAAAGAGGAGGGUGGAUUGGGGAUACGCUCGUUUACUUUAAUGAACAAGAGUUAUCUCAUGAAGCUGGCAUGGAACAUGAUCAAAGGUAAUUCUUUUGCCCACAAAGUUUUACGCUCUCGCUAUCUUACACCUCAUGGCUAUGCAAAAGCUAAUGUGGCGAACUCUUCGGUUUGGAUUGGUGUGAAACAUGAGAUUAAUGAUCUGGUGGAUAAUUCUUACGCCGUGGUGGGGAAUGGAAUGUUCACUCUCUUUUGGCUUGAUGAUUGGCUGGGGUACAAGAUUAGUGACAAACUUGGAAUCCCAAGUUUUUUAUGGGGUUUUAUGCAGCAAUCUAUCUCCGAUUACUUUUUUGAUGGCUGUUGGCAUUUUUCUGCAAACUUUGUUGAAAGUUUUCCGGAUAUUGUGUGCGAUAUUUUACUCAUUCCUUUGGGUAAUGCGCCGGACGAACGUUUCUGGAAGCCUUCGUUGCGCGGGGAUGUCACCUCUUCUCUGGCCUUUGCUAAUAUUUCGAAUAGAUAUCCCAAAGUGGUUUGGGGAAAGUGGAUUUGGGAUCCGGCGGUGCCUAUACGCCGCUCACUUAUCUGCUAG